AUGUCCUGUACUGUUACAAGAUCUGAUGAGUAUCUUGUACCCGAAGAUCAGUAUCAUCCGACUCUGUUGAUAAAUGUUAAUAACAUCGCUGGACGUCAGAGUUAUAUAAAAGGUGUAGUCCCGACAGAUAGUUACAAUUUUCGUAAUGUUAAUAUUGGUUUACUCACUGAAGGCAUCUCUAACAUUGAUUGGUCCACACUCUACAAUAUCACAAAUGCAAACUUAGCCUGCCAGGAGUUUUAUGGGAAUCUUUAUGAAAUAUUUACUAUGAUGGUGCCAACAAAUAAACCUCGUAAACAUAAGUACCCUCCUUGGUUUUCUGUAGAGAUAAUAAAAGAAAUAAAAAUGAAAGCAAAAUUUUGGAAAGCAUACAAACGAGAUGGUAACAACAAGGAUUAUGAGGAAUUUAGGAUAUUGCGUAGGCGCAUUAAACUGAAAGUAAAAACUCUUUACAAAGACUAUAUUGCCAUGGUUGAAGAGCAGAUUUCCAAUGAUCCAAAAAAAUUUUGGCAGUUUGUUAAGAUUAAGAAAAGCGGUACUGAUAUACCCCUUAAUAUGAUCGUUAAUGAUAUGAAUAUAUCAGGUCCUACAAAUAUCGUGGAAGCAUUUGCCAACGUUUUCAGAGCAGCGUAUAACCUUUCCUCAGACAAAGUAUCCACACAGGAGUAUAUUUCUGUAAGGCCCGAUGUGUCAUUAUUUCCUGUUUCUGAGCAAGAGGUCUUCGAGGCGAUUAAUAAACUCAAGUCCAAAUUUACGGCUGGUCCUGACAAAAUUCCGUCCAUAAUAAUUAGAGAAUGUGCCUCUGUUCUAGUUGCUCCGCUUACGUUUUUAAUUAAUUUAUGCCUGAAAAGUGCGACUUUCCCUGAUGAGUGGAAAAAAUCCAAAAUUGUUCCUAUUUUCAAAAGCGGUGACAAAAACAUAGUUGAAAAUUAUCGUCCAGUGGCAUUGAUGAAUAACUUCGCUAAGGUGUUCGAAUUUAUUAUCUACAAACAAAUGAUAUUCCAACUUAAGAAUUCCUUAACGGAAGUGCAACAUGGUUUUGUACCUGGUAGGUCGACGGUAACUAAUUUGUGUGAGAUUACGCAGUUUAUCUCUAGCGCUACUGAUUCUAAUUGUCAAACUGAUGUGAUCUAUCUAGACUGUUCAAAAGCUUUUGAUAGACUGGAUCACAGAAUACUCUUGUCUAAGCUUGACGUCAUUG
Messenger RNA from Zophobas morio, 1201 nucleotides. RefSeq lists its product as uncharacterized. The annotation marks the transcript as partial. The record is from RefSeq and is a predicted model, not a curated record. The transcript has a single exon. NCBI's taxonomy places the organism in Eukaryota, Metazoa, Arthropoda, Insecta, Coleoptera, Tenebrionidae.